AUGUUCCUCCAGCGCUCUGCCAUUGCCGCCGCCAGGCGCGCGGCCCCCGCAGCCAUCGCCCGCCGCACCUUCACCACCACCUUUGUGCGCCGUAAGGGAUCCCCCAGAAGCUCUCGCGACGCGAAGCCCGAGGCCACCCACGAGAAGGAGGCCGGCCACUCUGCCAACGCGCCCAGCGUCCUCGCGGGCAUGAAGAAGCUCGAUUCGAUCAAGUCCAUGGAGGACCUCAUCCCCGAGGGCGCGAAGCCCGGUACCGUUCCCACCGACGCCGAGCAGUCGACCGGUCUCGAGCGUCUCGAGAUCCUCGGAAAGAUGCAGGGCAUUGACAUCUUCGACAUGAGGCCCCUCGACGCCAGCCGGCUUGGCACCCCGGAGGACCCCAUCGUCGUCAACUCUGCCGGCGACGAGCAGUACGUCGGUUGCACCGGCUACCCCGUCGACUCUCACGGCGUCCUGUGGAUCACCCUCACCCGCGACGAGCCCCAGUCCCGCUGCAUGGAGUGCGGAUCCACGUACAAGAUGCACUACGUGGGCCCCGCCGAGGACCCCCACUCGCACGACCACGGCCACGACCACCACGCAGAGAACCCCUACCCCAGGCCAAAGAACAUGGCCGACUUCCUCAAGCCCGAGUACAUGCACAUCUAA
Molecule: messenger RNA, 648 nt
Organism: Didymella exigua CBS 183.55
Lineage: Eukaryota; Fungi; Ascomycota; Dothideomycetes; Pleosporales; Didymellaceae
Product: COX5B-domain-containing protein
Exons: 6
Coding region: 1-648 (215 amino acids)
Biological process (GO): mitochondrial electron transport, cytochrome c to oxygen
Cellular component (GO): mitochondrial envelope
Source: RefSeq, a predicted model, not a curated record